ACGUUAGGGGCGGGAUAUAUGUGUGCGGACACUGAUGCCUGUCAACCUGGCAUUAGCAAGAAAUCCGUCAAAGAAAGGGACGAUGGCGAGAGGUAGUCGCACCCUGAGAAAAGUAGCUGAGUGCAUGAAACAGUUACCUUCUACAGCCAGCCGGGAAAUACAGACGAGGAACAACGUAAGAUACCUGUCGUCAUGUGGGAUCCUGAUGACUCGUGUACCUCCCCUGCUGGGUGCAGCUAUGUCAGGGCGAGGCAUCGUGUUGCCUGCCCGCAGCUUCUUCAACCUUGCCGAUUCCUUCUCCAAGAAGAAGGAGUACUCGGAGAGACGCAUCAUUGGGUAUUCCAUGCAGGAGAUCUAUGAGGUGGUGGCCGAAGUGGAAAACUACUGCCUCUUUGUUCCCUGGUGUAAGAAGUCCGAUGUGGUGUUCAAGCGAGCUGGAUUCUGCAAGGCCAAACUAACUGUGGGCUUUCCACCUGUGGUGGAGAACUACACCUCUCUUGUAACUACAGUACGACCCCACCUGGUCAAGGCAUCCUCCUCAGAGGCUAAACUGUUCAACCACUUGGAGACGGUUUGGCGUUUCAGCCCUGGCCUCCCGGGUUAUCCUCGUACCUGCACUGUGGAUUUCUCUAUCUCCUUCGAGUUUCGUUCCCUCCUCCACUCCCAGCUAGCGAACGUCUUCUUCGACGAGGUGGUGAAGCAGAUGGUUUCGGCGUUUGAGCAUCGCGCCUCCAAGAUAUACGGUGCCGAGACGGCCAUCCCUCGCGAGCUCAUGUUCCACGAGAUUCACCACACGUAGCGCCUCCCCCCUGCUGCUCAAACACAGAUACACAGACAAACACAAUGCCCAAUGCCAGUGCCAGAGAGAAAAAUUAGAGAGGAGCGUAGAGAGAAAGAGGAGACUACCUGUGUUCUAACUGAAAACUGCAGUGCCUUUCUUGCAGCAAUGACCAAGUUUAUUCCCAACUAUCUCCUAUCUCAUUUUUUUUUAUAACUGAUGCGGAUCCACCAGCUCAUUUUCACCUUGGUGCUAAACACAUGUGGACUUGUUUGCAUUUCAAUUUUGCACUGUCAUUUCCAUUAUCAGAACUUAAUCUGCGCCUGGUUGUGAAACUGAGUUCACAGGUUAUGAGUGUGUUUCCAUGGAGGUGAAACCGUGACCUAUGUCGGUCAGGAUUGGUCAGGCGAGUAUGUCAUCACAUCUGUAAACAUUAGCUGCACUCAAUAGUUAACUACACCGCUCUAACCAGCAUUUUGCUGCCACUGGUAGCAAGUUUUUAAUUUAAAAAGCUGCUGUAGGAAGAUGCUGUGUUCAUAUCAGUGUUUGUGGAGAAUAAUGUUGCCUUUCAAGGACCAGUGGGGAUGGGACAAAUAAUCGUUAUCACAAUAUAUUGUGAUACAUCCAUCCGUCCUUUAGCUACUGCUUAUCCUUUUAGAGGGUCGCCAAUCAGAGCUGACAUUGGGCGAGAGGCGUUGUACACACUGGACAGGUCGCCAGACAAAUAUUGUGAUGCACUCUUUUGCAAUAUGACAGUGAUACCAAGUCAUGAAUGCAGAGGCAUUUCCUUCCCGUUCUGCUCUCUGGUAGUUCAGCCUUUUUCCUGUUCAUGGUGACAUGUUUGUUACUGUGUGUGUUUAAAAAGGGUCACACUGGAUUUUGGGACACUUCUAAUACAGUAUAUGUUUGAUUCCUGCUUUGUAAAAAUUGUCUUUUUAAGGGUAUACUCUAUUUGUCUCUUCAGCAAAACAGAUUUCAGGAUGUAUAGUAGAUGAUUUUCGUGGUAUAUAUUGCGUAUCACCUGUAUCUUUUGCCUUUUAUUUGAUAUGAACAGCUGAAGAGAGACAGGAAAUGUGGGAGAGAGAGGGGGGAUGACAUGCAGCAAGGCUGGAUUCAAAGCCGGGCCGCUGCAGUAAGGGCUCAUGCCCCUCUGUGCAGAUUUACAUGUUGGAAAACAAUUUGGAUUUCAGCAAUGAAGCUAUCUGGUCAGUGGUGACAAUGAGCUGCAUACAACAGGAGCAUUACGUGUCAGUUCAUUUGCUCAUCCCAGGUCAACCCCCAUUACAUGUACAGGUCUAACCGUAAUCUCAAGGAUCCUUCACACAGCAACACACCUCCUCUGACGGCUGACCCACAUCGGACGUGGUAGCUCAGUGGAAAAGGAUUAUACAGUAUUCAGCGAGAGCUUGAUUCAGGUGUGAUGAAUUAGGAAGCGAUCAACAGAAAGUAACGCCUGCAGAGGACUUUCUUGAUUUGGAGUCGGUGUGUUUUACAAACCCCUUGUGCACAUUAUUACGCUCCUUUCUCGGCAAUGUGAAAGUUGUGUUGAGUGUUGGGAAGAGUUUAGGGCUGCAACUAACAAUCAUUUUCAUUAUUAAUUAAUCUGAUUAUUUUCUCUAUGAAUCAUUUAGUCUAUGAAAUGUUAAAAAAUAGUGAAAAAAUGGCAUUCACAAUUUCUCAGAGGGCACGGUAAUUAAUGUCUUAAGUCUAAAACCUGAAGAUAUUCAGUUUACUGUCAUAUAUGACAAAGGAAAACAGCAAAUCAUCACAUUUGACAAUAUUUCUGCUUUUUUGCUUUAAAAACCACCAAAAAAAAACGAUUAAUCGAUUAUCAAAAUAGCUGCAGAUUAAUUUUCUGUUGAUUGACUUGAUUGAUCGACUCAUAGUUGCAGCUCUAGAAGAGUUGGGGAUUGGAUCCGUAGCUCGGCAGCGCUGUAAGACCACAUUGCCCACAGUUAAGAGAGGCCACAGCCGCUCCUAACCUUAUUAUUAGCUUGUUUAUUAUGACACAUUUCCGAACCUUUGUGGUUCUUGAAGUGCAAUGGAAAUAACAUUUGAGAGGGCAGAGGUUAGAGUGAGGGCAACAAUUCUUUUGUUAGCUACAGAUGAUGUGAUGAUAUAAGCAGCAAUACUAACCAAGACCAGGGUCCAGAUAGUAUUAACACCUUGAUGCUUUUCUGUGAUGACUUGAAGGGUACAAAGCAACUACAAAAAAAAUAAUGUCUGAACUCAUGCUACGAAGUCAAAGCAAAAGGAACUCCGUGCAACGUGGCUAAUGCACAGUAACUGUAAUAAUAACCAUAUUAAAAUGUCUCCACCUCCACCGUCUCACCGCAGCCUACAACAAACUGUACAUUAUAAGAAUAUAUUAUAAGAAUAAAGGGCAGAGGCAGGUUAGGUUAUCAGUCACAGAGGAUGCGUACAAAUGACUGCAGAUAGAUGUACUAAAUGUACUGUAAACUGUCAGGAAUACACACACCUUUCAAAGGGUGCUGAGCUUUUAUUUAGCUUCAUUUCUCAGCUGUAUGUUUUUUUUUUUCUUCUUAAUGUAACAUAAACUACGCUCUCGUCAUUAUUAAGGGAGCGAUGCUGGACAUAAGAGUUGCUAAAUUAUACAGCAAAGUGUGCAAUAUCACUAGUAAUAGGUGUCAUAUUUUUUUUAAAUGCAGCUAAGCAUGUAUACCCACUGUCAAUAUAAGGGCCCAAACUGGCUGGCGAGGCAGAGGUCUGGUCACACACCUGGACCUGUCCCGUCAGUCGGGAUGCU
Messenger RNA from Siniperca chuatsi (mandarin fish), 3545 nucleotides. RefSeq names its product coenzyme Q10B (gene coq10b). The coding region runs from base 35 to 799 and encodes 254 amino acids. Lineage: Eukaryota; Metazoa; Chordata; Actinopteri; Centrarchiformes; Sinipercidae. Gene Ontology annotation, molecular function: ubiquinone binding. The transcript has 5 exons. Gene Ontology annotation, cellular component: mitochondrion. Gene Ontology annotation, biological process: ubiquinone biosynthetic process; cellular respiration. The record is from RefSeq and is a predicted model, not a curated record.